Messenger RNA from Dama dama (fallow deer), 708 nucleotides. RefSeq names its product transcription factor E2F6-like. The record is from RefSeq and is a predicted model, not a curated record. Bases 16 to 708 code for a protein of 230 amino acids. Lineage: Eukaryota; Metazoa; Chordata; Mammalia; Artiodactyla; Cervidae. The transcript has a single exon. Gene Ontology annotation, cellular component: RNA polymerase II transcription regulator complex. Gene Ontology annotation, molecular function: RNA polymerase II cis-regulatory region sequence-specific DNA binding; protein dimerization activity; DNA-binding transcription factor activity, RNA polymerase II-specific. Gene Ontology annotation, biological process: regulation of transcription by RNA polymerase II.
AAAAAAGGCCCCAAAAUGAAGAUACCUCGAUGUUAUGCGUCCCUGUCUCGUUUAACUCAAAGAUUUAUGGCACUUCUCAGAUCUAGUCCUGGAGGUGUUCUUGACUUAAAUAAAGCUGCAGCAGCACUGGGCGUACGAAAACGAAGAGUGUAUGAUGUCAUCAGUGUCUUAAGUGGAGUCAAGCUGGUUGAAAAAAAAUCUAAGAACCAGAUUCAAUGGAUAGGACCUGAUCUUAGCUAUUUGGAAAUAGGGCCUGAACAGAGGAAGCUGCAGGAGGAACUUUUUGACUUAUCAGAGAAAGAAGCAGCUCUGGAUGAAUUAAUUAAGGAUUGUUCUCAACAGAUGUUUGAGUUAAUAGAGGACAGAGAAAACAAAGAUCUAGCAUAUGUGUCAUAUCAAGAUAUUCAUAGCCUUGAAGCCUUCCGUGAACAGACUAUGUUUGCAAUUAAUGCUCCGGCGGAAACCAGCUUCGAUAUUUUGUAUCCCAACGAUGAGUCUGUCUCAGUAUAUAUGAAGAGCACCCAAGGGCCCAUCAAUGUUUAUGUAUGUCAAAUGACGCAGCAGGAUGUUUCAAGUGUUGAAACAUUGGAUGGUGUAGGAACCUUUUCGUCUGAAAGCACACAGCCAGAACACCUUCACCCUGAGAAAGAAGAAUAUCCUCCAGAGCAGAGUGAAGAAUUGCUUGAAGUGAAAACUAAUGGCAUGUGA